AUGAACGAGCUCCUCCAAUGGAGCAUACAAAACUCCGACGCCGGCCGUGACCCCAGCCAAUCGCAGCACGCCACCCGCGGCCUCUCCGCCGACGCCCUGGCCCAACUGUUCGGCGGCCCGUCGGACGCCGACCGCAUGCGUGACGCCAUGGUGGCCGUCGUGUCGCCUGACGUCGACCUGGAGAACAAGCUGAUCGCGUUCGACAACUUCGAGCAGCUAGUGGAGAACAUCGAUAAUGCGAAUAACAUCGAGCCGCUGGGGCUGUGGGGGCCGUUGAUUAAGCAGUUGGAGAAUGAGGAGAAGGAGUUGAGAAGAAUGGCGGCAUGGUGUGCGGGGACGGCGGUGCAGAAUAAUCCGAAGGCGCAGGAGAGGUUAUUAGCCGCGGGCGGCGUCCCGAUUCUCGUGAACCUCGUCGUCAAUGAUGCCGACCAAGGCGUUCGAAAGAAGGCGAUUUUGGCCCUCAGCUCGGUGAUCCGAAACUACCAGCCCGGGUUGGACAUCGCGCUGGAACAUCUACCGGACGAGUACAAGUCGGAGGAAAAGAUCGAUGCGGGUGAUAUGGAGGCGGUGGACUCGAUAAUUCAGAAGCUGCGGGACGCCUCUAGUCAAAAAGGAUGA
Messenger RNA from Eremomyces bilateralis CBS 781.70, 618 nucleotides. RefSeq names its product putative Hsp70 nucleotide exchange factor. The coding region runs from base 1 to 618 and encodes 205 amino acids. The record is from RefSeq and is a predicted model, not a curated record. Lineage: Eukaryota; Fungi; Ascomycota; Dothideomycetes; Eremomycetales; Eremomycetaceae. The transcript has 2 exons.